Molecule: messenger RNA, 8579 nt
Organism: Scaptodrosophila lebanonensis
Lineage: Eukaryota; Metazoa; Arthropoda; Insecta; Diptera; Drosophilidae
Gene: htk
Product: pneumococcal serine-rich repeat protein
Exons: 6
Coding region: 1-8256 (2751 amino acids)
Biological process (GO): regulation of transcription by RNA polymerase II
Cellular component (GO): nucleus
Molecular function (GO): transcription cis-regulatory region binding
Source: RefSeq, a predicted model, not a curated record
AUGCAGGCAAGUGCUAAAAUCAUAACAAAACCAACAGAGCUGAGCAAUGAGGCACUACAUUGGGGCCAGCAAUGCGCCACUCUAUUGUGGUUCCGUUAUACGCCCAAUGCACACCCUCACAGAAGUCAAGUGGAUGAUCCACCGUCGCUGCCCGUCGGCACGGAAGUUAGCGCCAAAUAUAAGGGCGCCUUUUGUGAGGCGAAGGUCAGCAAAGUGGUGCGGAACAUCAAAGUGAAGGUGGCCUACAAACAGGGUCUGGGUUCGGGUAUUGUCUCGGACGAUGCAAUAAAAGCGCCCACGGGCCAGUUGCGGGUGGGAGCUGUUGUCGAGGUGCGACAUCCGGAUCGCAAGGAAACUGUGGAGGCGACCAUAACGAAAAUCCAGGACUGCUCGCAGUACACAGUUGUCUUCGACGAUGGCGACAUCACAACACUGAGGCGAACCGCGUUGUGCCUCAAGAGCGGGAGACAUUUUAACGAAAGCGAAACGCUAGAUCAACUGCCGCUUACACAUCCCGAACACUUUGGGAAUCCAGUGGUGGGCGGACGACGCGGUCGCAGGCGUGGACAGCUGAACGAAGACAGCUCAGAGGAUGAUGAUGAGAGCGAUGCCAAGGAGGUGGUCAACGAGAAGGAGGAGAACAUUGGCAAGGUCGUCUGCGUGGAGACCGAAUCAAAGAAGAAGGACAAGGAAAAGUGGUUUCCAGCGCUAGUUGUCGCGCCAACAGCACAGGCGACAGUACGAAUACGCGUUAAGGACGAAUAUUUGGUGAGAUCCUUCAAGGAUGGACGUUAUUAUACGGUGCCGAAAAAAGAGGCCACCGAAUUUACGCGCGAGGUGGCCAGCAAGCAAGAUGGGCCUGCUGUGCAGGCAGCCCUCGAGUUUCUGGACAGCAGCGCAUUGCCACCUCACUGGGAUCGGGACUCUCUCUUCGGCCUCAGCAAUUUAUCGAGCGACGACGAGGGCGAAAUAGAUUCCGAUUCGUCAGAUGACGAGCCGCACGAGGAAAAGGAUCGCUUUGUCGCCCAACUCUACAAAUAUAUGGACGAUCGUGGAACGCCACUUAACAAGGUGCCCUCCAUACAGAGUCGAGACGUGGAUCUCUAUCGUCUGUUUCGGACGGUGCAGAAACGUGGCGGUUACAAUCGCGUGACCACACAAAAUCAAUGGAAAGUCAUUGCCGUGCGUCUCGGCUUCACUCCCUGCACGGUCAGCGUCAUGAAUCUUGUGAAGCAGGCGUACAAGAAAUUCCUACAGCCCUACGGCGAUUUUCAUCGCAAGCUCGGCUGCUCCAUGCUGAGCAUGACUUCGCGCAACUCAAAUCGCAGCAAAGGACGCAGUCUGGUGCGUGCCAACUCGGUGGCAUCACCCAAGCCGGCCGAGAGCACCAAAAGCGAGAACAUGACCAAGUUGGCGGUAACGAAUCAAGCAGCGGCCGCCAUAGCCGCCUCAACAGCUGCCAGCAGCAGUGCGAGCAGCUCGGCGACAGCAGCAGCUGCCGCCACAAGCACGGCAGCAAGCGCCAGUCUGGCAUCAGCCAAUACGGCAUCAACGGCUUCACAAUCGGCUGCUGAGGAGUCGGAGAAUACGAGCGAAUCGAGUGUUGUGGAGCCGACCAAGAAACAGCGCAAAGCCUCUGCGGCUAGCAGCGGCAAAGUUAAGAGUCUGGUGGAGAAGUAUGAGGAGAAAUCGUCGACAGCCGCCACUGCAUCGGCAGCUGCAGCGGCAGCAAGUGCAUCAGCAGCAGCAGCAGCAGCUGCAAUACAAGCAGCAGCAGCAGCAACAGCAGCGGCGGCAGCAACAGCUGCAGCUGCAGCAGCCUCCAAAGAUGCUGAGGCAGAUGUGCCUUUGGCCAAAAUCAAGGCAGCAGCGACUGCUCGCAACAGCAUAGACAAGGAGCCGAGCAAUAAUGCCAGCAGCAGCACCACCACCACCACCAGCAGCAACAGCAGCGCUGCAAGCGCAGGUGCCAGCAGCAGCAACAGCAGCAGCAACAACAAUAACAGUAACAACAACAACACAACUACUGUCAGCUCCAGUGGCAAGUCAGCCAGCACCACAGAGUCCCAACGGAGCCGCGACACUUCCCCAAAUGCCGCGCCACCCUCAACAAAAAAGGAAAAGCAUCAGAGGAAACAAAUCGAGAAGGGCGAGGAAAAGCGCGGCAAGCGCAAAAAGGACGAGGUUACCGUUGAGAAAAUCGACACGGGAGACUUUGUGGUGGGCAUCGGCGACAAAUUGAAAGUCAACUAUCACGAGAAGAAAUCACCAAGCUCCCAUGGCAGCACCUACGAGGCGAAGGUCAUUGAGAUUAGCAUGCAACGCGGUGUUCCCAUGUACUUGGUGCACUACACCGGCUGGAAUAAUCGCUAUGAUGAGUGGGUGCCGCGGGAGCGCAUCGCCGAGAACCUAACCAAAGGAUCCAAACAGAAGACUCGCACGACCAGCACAAGCAGCGCCGGUAACAGCGGCACAGCCGGUUCCAACAAUCAGCAGACACCCAACAGUGGCACAGCGGCUGUAGGCAUCGGCGCUGCCUCAGCAUCAGGAGGUGGCAGCAAUGCAGGAACUAGUGGCGACAAGCAGCCGCCCGGUAAAGAUGCAGCUGCCAAGGCUCUAGGUGCAUCAGGGCACGGAACUGGUAGCGGCAUCAGCUCCUCGGCCAGUGCUUCUAAUUUGGUGUCAGUUUUGCAAGGCACAACCAAAACACCCACAACAGGCGCUAAACGGGGACGCGGACGCAGUGACUCUAUGCCGCCACGCUCGACAACGCCCUCUUCUGUGGCCUCCAAUUCGAGUCGCACCAAAUCCCCAGCAGCAUCGCAACUAAAGAAGCGACCGACACGCAUAGCGCAUAUUAAUACAGCGCGUCGCACCUCGGCGAAUAUCUCAGAUGCCUCAAUGGCCAGCGAAUCGGACACGGACUCUGAUGAACCAGUGCGUCGUCCCAAACGACAGAACGCCAAAGAUCAAGCCAACUUUAAGGCAGGAGGUGGCGGUGGUGCAGGCGCCGCCGCUGGAAAAGGACAGCAGCAGACGACUGGCGGAAAAGGACGUGUUUUGGCCACAAUGGCCAGCGAUGACAGUGAUGAGGACGAUGACGAGCAACAAAUAACACUUACCCCUCUGCGCCCACGCGCUAGCGGACGCGCUCUCAGCAGUGGCGCCAAUGCCGCCAGCAGUGCCAAGGGACGCGACUACGAUUUAAGUGAGAUACGCUCUGAGCUGAAAGGUUUUCAGCAUCAGCUCACUAACAGCCUAGGAGGGUCAGAAGAGCGCAAAGAAGGCGGCACUACAAGUGGAACAGCUACAAAAAGCGAGCGCGGUGCCAGUGCAGCCACCAGCGAAGUCGUCGAUAUUAAAAAAGAGACAAAAUCCAUAAAGCUAGAAUCGGGAAAAAGCAGCUCAACGGAACUUUCUUCAGAGACGGACUCGUACAAUGAUGAGGACUCACAAUCUUCCGAAAAGGUGCGCAUAGAGUUGGAAUAUAGAAAGCAACAGACAACCGAGAAGAAACAACGAGGCGAAAAGACACGCGGUGGGGAGAGACAGCAGCUGUCCAAACAACAACAACAACAGGCGAUGACCAAGUCCAGCAAACCUUGCAUUGUGGACCAGAUAUCAAAUGAGCUGCACACUUCAGAGAAGCGACAGGAGCCUGGCCUGAAGCAACUUAAAGGCUCGGCGAUGCCAAGCAUUAAGGAGGAAAUCAAAAACGAACCAGACAAAGGCAGUCGUUCCGUUAUCACAACCACCGCAGGUGGUGGCGAGGACCAAAAGAAGCCGUUAAAAACGGAAAUCAAGGAGGAAGAACAGCUUAAACCGUUCCACAGUAGUGCUGAUAUUAAGCCAACCACAUUAAUUGCUCCAGCGCGCUUUGGUGGCAUUACGAGUACCAGUAGCACCACCACCACAAGUGCCACCGCUAGCACAUCCAGUAUCAGCAAAUAUACGUCCGUAAUUGUAGAGAAACCAAUCGGCGUUACCUCAAAAAAGAACGAAUCAAAGCCUUUGCUGGCAAAGCAUCUGGAGUUGAAAAAACAAGCAGCAGCUGGUGUUGCUGGAGCCACCAGUACUGGAGCCACUGGAAGCAGCAGUCAAGAAUCUGGAAAGAAGUUUGUGGAACCUGUGCUGCACAAAGAAACGGCCACACUGAAGGUGGAGCUGCCAGCGGCAUGUUCGCCCUCAUCCAGCUCCUCCUCAUCAUCCUCCUUCUGUUCCAAUGCAUCGGCGGGCACAACUGUGUCCGCUUCCAGCGUCUCCAACAGCUCGGCCACGCGCUCUCUUCCCGACAUGAGCAAACUGGAAAUAAGCAGUGGUACUGCUGCUGGUUCUAUUGUCAAUCCAAUCUCAAUCACUCAUCCAUCAACAGUCCCCGUCACAGCCUCCAGGGAGCAAAAGUUUCCCUGCAGCGGCCUGAUCCCAAUAGUCAGUCGUGCCCAGAUGCUUUCAUCCGAUGUUUAUGAGUUCAAGGAUACGGAGCCAUUUGAAUUCGAGAAGCGCAUCUCUCCCAUGGCCUCGGUGACCUCUACACUAGGCGGUGGUACUUCUGUCAUCACAGCUACCACUGUGACGGCCAGCAGUGCACCAACAAUACUCACGGUUACUGCGGCAGCCAGAAAGCAGGCGCUCAAGUUCACCGCAAUGCAACAAAGCAUAGAGCAUCUCCAACUGCCACAUACGCCACACGAGCGGGGCUACCAUGCACAAAGUGGUGCCAGCACCACCACCGGUACCGUUGGCAAGAGCAAAAAACGCGGUUCACCCAUGAAAGAAGCAACGCUGAUAGCGGAAAAGAGCAAGUUUUACAAGACCGAUGAAAAGACACAGCCAGUCUGUGCUCAGAUUGGCGCACAGUCUGGAACCUCCGUCUCAACCGCCGGUGGCAUUAAUCCAUUGCAUACGUCGAAGCAUGCACCUCUGGUUAUGCUUGCUGCUCAUCCUCUGGGGGCACAGCAAAAAGUCAUCACAGCAACGGGAGUGGGGACGAUUUCUUCAGCAUCGUCCCCGGCAACUGGACCCUUGCCGCCAACAGCGCCAGCCGCACAUGCUGUUUCUCAUCCUCAUGUGCACGCACAUCUUACGACCAGCCCUGGAGGCACCUCCAACACAUCGUUAUGGAAUAAGCCCAACGAGUUGAGCAGUGCAGUGGGAAUGGGAUCCGCCCUCAUCUACCCAACGCCCUUCGAUGUUCUUCGAAAGUCCCCUAGCUUCAAUUUGAACAUGACCGCCCUGAAUGAGGAGCUCGCCCAAACAGUUCAGGAAACAACACGCGCUCUCACCGAUGCCCUACAGCCGCCAACAACGCCGGCUGUGUCGAUGCCAUCGGCAGCAAUUGUCGGGAAACCCGUUCCUGAAACAAUCAGCAGCAAAGCAUCGCUUCCAGAGUCACCAACGACCCACACACCUCUGGCAUCGAUGCAACAGACACCGCAAGCUGUAGCCAGCAGCUCGGUGGCCAUAUCACCUAAGCUGAGUACCCCGCCACAUGCCAGUACAAGCAGUGUCAGUGGAGGCGCUCAAGGACCGCCCAAGCCUCCGCAAAUUGUUGGCAGUCCCUUCAUUGAGACGCGUAACGUCUUUGAGCUAAGCACAUCCAACGAGGGCUCUGGGUAUAGCUCUGGUGAGUCCAAGGAUAAUAAGCUAGAGAAGCUUGAGAAUGUGAAAAUACUUCUAGCCGGCACUGCCGGACCCUUCGAUCUGGAUGCCGUUAAAUACGAACAGAAGCUCAGCUCCAUUUCCAUAGCAGAUAAAGUGCUGAAGGCCAUUAGCCAGAAGAAGGAGGAGGUGGAGAACAAUAAAACGAAGCCGCACGAUUCCACACCCAAAGCUGGACCAAGCACAACAAAUGAGGUAGAAGAGGAGCGUAAAGUGGAGCCAGUCCAAGAUGAAACCAGCUCCAAAAUGGAUUUACUUGUGCCGGUGUCCUCCGCUGCCAUCCUACGUGAAAACAAACCGAUCUGUGAGCCUCUCAAGAUUCUCACCGGUCCCAUCACUAUGCUGGGAGAUAUGUACCGCCCCGACCUGAGUGGGUUAGUCGCUCAGAGUAGUCCGGAAACCAAAUCCCUACUGGAAUCAAUGCCGGCCAAGAACAGCGAACUAAGCGAGACCAUUCAGAAGCUGGAGUGCGCCAUUCAGCGCAAGACACCCGUAGGCGGUCUCUCCUUGGCCUCCUCCACGGCAGGCACGCCACCAGCGCACACGCCCAACUCCACGGCCACUGUGGGAGCUGGAUAUUCGGACGAGUCCAUGGACAGCACUGACUCGGAGCAGAGGCUGGUGAUUGAAGAUGUGGUCGUCAAUGAGGAGCACACCACGCAGGGCGAGCAAAAGAGUCCUCUAUCAGAGACAUCGGGCAGUUUGGGUGCUCCCGUCAAACUUGAGGGUAGCAGCAAACAACUUUUAGCCACAGCGGUAUUGUCAGGCAUGGCCGGUCUUCAGGCCCCCAUUGCUCUGAAGCCGGGCGCUGUAGUGGGCGCAGGACUCGUUUCUACACGCAAUCCAACUACGCCCAAUAUCUCGCCCAGUUUCGCGGGCAAAUUGACUUCAACUGGACUGGUUAGCCAGGCAGUUCCACCCCUGACCAAGCUGGAGUCCACCAAGGAGGAGCACACGUCCAGCGCCCACAACAGCAACAGUAGCAGCAGCAACUUCGACACUGUCGUACACAAGCUGGCGCCAAAGCAAUCGACGAUUGUGGCACCAUCAGUGGCCUCAGCUGCUGCGGAUGGAGUGGUGCCUAUUGUUGUGCCCGAGAUUCCGGUCUCUGUAGUGAUGGCCCAAAGCGGUGUACCCCACAUUAUGGCUGCUACCUUAUUGCACAGUCCUGGCUCCAUGUCCAACAGCUCCACGACUCAUGCCAUUAUGGGUCAAGCCAGCCCCUCAGCUUCAUCCUCUUCGACAGCAGCCGCCAAGUUUCAGAUGUCGCCGAAGUCUGCUGACAGCAAACUUAUUAUGACAGAUGGCAGCAAUCUAAUGCUGCAGGCACCGCCAUCGGGCCUCUAUAGGCCACUCAUGCCCAUCCCACCGUUGUCCAGCGCCAACACCAACAUCGCCCCAACGACAUCCUUGCCCACAGCCACGUCUGUGCCCUCAUAUGUCCUAGAGGCACACCAUCACAACAUAAUCUAUGGCAGCGAAAGCAUUAGAGUAACAGUGCCCGAAGUAACCGCUUCUGGAGGGACAGCGCUACUAAUGUCCCGCCCAUUCAUGCUGCAUGGCAAGCCCCUAAUAACAGCGCCAACAACAACACCCACAACAGUAGCAGUAGCAGCAGCUGUUUCUCCCGCACCGGCAAACAUUUCCGCCGUUAGCCCUCCAGCAUCAGCAGCAUCGCCAUUACCAACCACCGAGCCACACAACGAGUCCAUUAAUCUGCUCUGUGAGGAGACCAUUCCAGGUAGCCCGGCGCCCACCUACAGCAGCAAGGAUGAGCAGCCGCCACAGACGAUGGCGUCCACAUCACUAACAACAUCAGCGACAUCCGUAAUACCCAUGUCGGGCAUCACGCCGCUACCGCCCGACACGCCUCCGCCGAAGUCAGCGCUGGGCGCUGUUGCAGGUGCGAGUGGCGUCGGUGCCACCUCGGGUCAAACAACUGUGUGCUCGGCCAACAACAGCUCUCCCGACUCAGCCAGCCAGGACGACAGCAGCGAGGAGACUGCGGUCAGCAAUGCGGCCAAGAAAAUGCUGCCUGAUCACGAUUUGAUCAGCGGCAUGCCGAGCAGCAACAAACGCAAGCGGACCCGCAAACAGGUCGAGCUCCUUGCGCUGGCCGCGGCAUCCGCCACAGAGCUGCAGCCCGUGCCAGGCAAGCGACGGCGACAGAUUAACAGUCUGCGCAAGGCGACAACCACAGCGACAACGACAGCGGCCGGUUCCGACACAGAUGACAAUUCGGAUAAUCUUGUGACGACUGCCGCACAGCGCCAGAGCGCACGCCAACAACUUCUGCCACAGGCGCAGGCGCAACAGCAGCAGCAACAACAACAGCAACAGCAACAACAGUCUCUGGGAAAUGCGAAUGGCGUUCGGCCAUGCCCCUACAAUUUCCUAGUCGAAUUGGAUCCCUCUCUGAGCUCGGAUCAAUGUAUUACCAUUUUGCGCAAACAGAUUCAGGAUCUACGCAAGGCCUACAACACGAUCAAAGGCGAGCUAGCCAUCAUUGAUCGGCGGCGCAAGAAGCUACGACGUCGCGAACGAGAAAAGAAACAACAACAAAUACAAAGCCAACAGCAGGGAAAGAUCUGCGCUUAGUUAGAUAGGAAGAGAGAGCGAGGGAGAGAGAAUGAAAGAAAGUAAACAGCGACAGAGUUACCGCCAUGGCCAAGCAUCUCAAAAAAAAUUGUUGUGGAUAUAUUAUAUAGUACACAUAUUUAUGUUUCCACAUUAAUAUAAUGGAUUGCAAAUAUUUUACACCUUUUAUAUAGAAGCUAUAUAUUUCAAAAUUUAAUCGCGUUUGUGUCGUCAUUAAUGUAGUUUAUUGUUUAAGCAAAAAAUUAUCUAUUACAGCUUUUUUUAAAGCGAUUUAAGCUAAGCAUAUUGUAAAAAUUUAUUGAAAUAAAAUUUAUGCAAUUAGA